AUGGGCAACGGUGGUUCUGAUGUGGCCGAAGUUGCACGUCAAUCAAAGAAGGAUUGCCGUGUUUACGUUGGGAACUUGAGCUACGAAGUCAGAUCGGAGGAUUUGUCGGACUUUAUGAGGGAUGGUGCGUCUGGGAAAGUGGUACAUGCAGAAGUGCUCUUGUUGCCAAACGGUUACUCGAAAGGAUGCGGCAUUGUCGAAUUCAGUCACCCUGAGGAUGCACAAAAGGCCAUUACUCAAUUGAGUGAUACCGACUUGAAAGGUCGUCCUGUUUUCAUUCGUGAGGAUCGUGAAAAUGAAGCAAGAUAUGGUGCACCACCAAGCCGUGGAAACUUCCGCGGAUUUGGUGGCCAUGGUGGUUACGGUGCGCCACCACCACCACCAGCAGCUGCCCCAGGAGCCCAAUUGUACAUCGGCAAUUUACCUUAUUCCGCUGGAUGGCAAGAUUUGAAAGACAUGUUCCGUGCUGCUGGAAACGUCGUUCGUGCAGACAUCAACAUUGGUCCUGAUGGUCGCUCAAAGGGUAGCGGUAUUGUCGUCUUUGCCAAUCCAGAAGAUGCACAAAAUGCUAUUUCACAAUUCAACGGUACAGACUGGAACGGUCGCCCAAUCGAAGUUCGUGAAGACAGAUUUGCCGGUUCAGCUGGCGGAUUCGGAUUUGGUGGUGCAAGUGAAAGAAACUUACCACCCGCUGAGCCAAGUCAACAAAUCUUUGUCAAGAAUUUGCCAUGGUCAACUUCGAAUGAAGAUUUAGUAGAAUUAUUCCAAACGACUGGAAAAGUUGAUGAAGCUGAAGUUUUGAUCGAAGGAACACGUUCAAAGGGAGUUGGAGUUGUUCAAUUUGCUUCUAUUUCUGAUGCGGAAACCUCUAUUGCUAAAUUCCAAGGUUAUGUUUAUGGAGGACGUGCAUUGGAUAUCGAAUACAAUCGUUCAUGGCGUGAUUUCCGUUCUGGUGGUCAUGUCAAUGAUGUGCAAAUGAGUUGA
Meira miltonrushii is the source of this 984-nucleotide messenger RNA. RefSeq lists its product as uncharacterized. The record is from RefSeq and is a predicted model, not a curated record. Gene Ontology annotation, molecular function: mRNA binding. Gene Ontology annotation, cellular component: nucleus; cytoplasm. Lineage: Eukaryota; Fungi; Basidiomycota; Exobasidiomycetes; Exobasidiales; Brachybasidiaceae. The transcript is spliced from 7 exons. The coding region runs from base 1 to 984 and encodes 327 amino acids.